This is a messenger RNA of Knipowitschia caucasica, 429 nucleotides long. The record is from the annotation of a GenBank genome assembly. Lineage: Eukaryota; Metazoa; Chordata; Actinopteri; Gobiiformes; Gobiidae.
AUGCGAGCUGUUCUGAUUGAUACGGAUCGGACCCUGCAGCACGCAUCUAGAGGGGCUCUUCAGUUCAGAAGACCUCCCUCCCCACUUAGAGAUAAAAGUGUCUGUUGUGGUGCUCUGACUCGCUGGCUCCAGAAGCAGCCGCACAUUUGCAUAACGUUUAAAGAAUCAGGAAGUGAUCUGCGGCAGUUCAGCCGAGCGAGGCCGAGGGAACGGAACGAGACCGAGGGAACGGAGCGAGGCCGAGGGAACGGAACGAGACCGAGGGAACGGAGCGAGGCCGAGGGAACGGAACGAGACCGAGGGAACGGAGCGAGGCCGAGGGAACGGACCGAGGCCGAGGGAACGGAGCGAGACCGAGGGAACGGAGCGAGGCCGAGGGAACGCCACGCUCCGUCUGCAGCGUCAAAGACACAUGUGAACCAGGUCUGA